This is a messenger RNA of Microcebus murinus (gray mouse lemur), 3085 nucleotides long. It is a transcript of the gene HSPA9, whose product is annotated as heat shock protein family A (Hsp70) member 9. Gene Ontology annotation, biological process: protein folding. The record is from RefSeq and is a predicted model, not a curated record. Lineage: Eukaryota; Metazoa; Chordata; Mammalia; Primates; Cheirogaleidae. Gene Ontology annotation, molecular function: ATP-dependent protein folding chaperone; ATP binding.
GUAAUCGGUUCGCAAUUUAUCCCGUGUGACCUUGAGCCUUUCCUGCGUCCGAGGACCAGGGCUGUCUGAGAUGCUGCCUUCAUACACCCCUUCCUCUCAUUAACUCUCACUGAGCCCAGAGCUGCUGCGGCUGGAACGGGAGGCCAGGAUUUUUUCAAAAAUCAUGCUGCGGAGCACAUUAUCCUUACGCCCUGGCUCCGGGAGCGGCAGUCAGGCCGUCUCUGGUCAGGCGGCGAGGGCGGCGCCUCAGCGGAAGAGCGGGCCUUCGGGCUGCAGUGACCAACCCCCGCCCCUCACCCCACGUGGUCGGAGGCUUCCAGAAGCGCAGCCACCACCGCGCCGUACAGCUCCCGGCCGCCCGAGCGCUUGUUUGUUGCUUCGUGCUCCCUUCGUCUAGCCGCCAUGAUAAGCGCUAGCCGAGCCGCGGCAGCUCGUCUCGUGGGCGCCGCAGCUUCUCGGGGCCCCACGGCCGCCCGCCACCAGGAUGGCUGGAAUGGCCUUAGUCAUGAGGCUUUUAGAAUCGUUUCAAGGCGGGAUUAUGCAUCAGAAGCAAUCAAAGGAGCAGUUGUUGGUAUCGAUUUGGGUACUACCAACUCUUGUGUGGCUGUUAUGGAAGGUAAACAAGCAAAGGUAUUGGAGAAUGCUGAAGGUGCAAGAACCACCCCUUCAGUUGUGGCCUUUACAGCAGAUGGUGAGCGACUUGUUGGCAUGCCUGCCAAGCGACAGGCUGUCACCAAUCCAAAUAAUACAUUCUAUGCUACCAAGCGCCUCAUUGGCCGGAGAUACGAUGACCCUGAAGUACAGAAAGACAUUAAAAAUGUUCCCUUUAAAAUUGUCCGUGCCUCCAAUGGUGAUGCCUGGGUUGAGGCUCAUGGAAAACUCUAUUCUCCAAGUCAGAUUGGAGCAUUUGUAUUGAUGAAGAUGAAAGAGACUGCAGAAAAUUACUUGGGGCACACAGCAAAAAAUGCUGUGAUUACAGUACCAGCUUACUUCAAUGACUCCCAGAGACAGGCCACUAAGGAUGCUGGCCAGAUAUCUGGACUGAAUGUGCUUCGAGUGAUUAAUGAGCCCACAGCUGCUGCUCUGGCCUAUGGUCUAGACAAAUCAGAAGACAAAAUCAUUGCUGUAUAUGAUUUAGGUGGUGGGACUUUUGAUAUUUCUAUCCUGGAAAUUCAGAAAGGAGUAUUUGAGGUGAAAUCUACGAAUGGAGACACUUUCUUAGGUGGUGAAGACUUUGACCAGGCCUUGCUACGACACAUAGUGAAAGAGUUCAAGAGAGAGACAGGGGUUGAUUUGACCAAAGACAACAUGGCACUUCAAAGGGUGCGGGAAGCUGCUGAGAAGGCUAAAUGUGAACUCUCCUCAUCUGUGCAGACUGACAUCAACUUGCCAUAUCUUACAAUGGAUGCUUCUGGACCCAAACAUUUGAAUAUGAAGUUGACUCGUGCCCAAUUUGAGGGGAUCGUCACUGAUCUAAUCAGGAGGACUAUUGCUCCAUGCCAAAAAGCUAUGCAAGACGCAGAAGUCAGCAAGAGUGACAUAGGAGAAGUGAUUCUUGUUGGUGGCAUGACUAGGAUGCCUAAGGUUCAGCAGACCGUGCAGGAUCUCUUUGGCCGAGCCCCAAGUAAAGCUGUCAAUCCUGACGAGGCUGUGGCCAUUGGAGCUGCUAUUCAGGGAGGUGUGUUGGCUGGUGAUGUCACAGAUGUGCUGCUCCUGGACGUCACUCCCCUAUCUUUGGGUAUUGAGACUCUGGGAGGUGUCUUUACCAAGCUUAUUAACAGGAACACCACUAUUCCAACCAAGAAGAGCCAGGUGUUUUCUACAGCUGCUGAUGGACAGACUCAAGUGGAGAUUAAAGUAUGUCAGGGUGAGAGAGAGAUGGCUGGAGACAACAAACUUCUGGGACAGUUUACUUUGAUUGGAAUUCCCCCAGCCCCUCGUGGAGUCCCGCAGAUUGAAGUUACAUUUGAUAUUGAUGCCAAUGGGAUCGUACAUGUUUCUGCAAAAGAUAAGGGCACAGGACGUGAGCAGCAGAUUGUAAUCCAGUCUUCUGGUGGGUUAAGCAAAGAUGAUAUUGAAAAUAUGGUUAAAAAUGCAGAGAAGUAUGCUGAGGAAGAUCGACGAAAGAAGGAACGAGUUGAAGCAGUUAAUAUGGCUGAAGGAAUCAUUCAUGACACAGAAACCAAGAUGGAAGAAUUCAAGGACCAAUUGCCUGCUGAUGAGUGCAACAAGCUAAAAGAAGAGAUUUCCAAAAUGAGGGAGAUCCUGGCCAGAAAAGACAGUGAAACAGGAGAAAACAUUAGGCAGGCAGCAUCCUCCCUUCAACAGGCAUCACUGAAGCUCUUCGAAAUGGCAUACAAAAAGAUGGCAUCUGAGCGAGAAGGCUCUGGAAGUUCUGGCACUGGGGAACAAAAGGAAGAUCAAAAGGAGGAGAAACAGUAGUAAAUUUCGGAGCCAAAAGGACAACAUGAAGCUUGGGAGUGAAGGGACUUCCUGAGCAGAAAUAAGCAAACUUCAGUCUUCUUACUGUGUUUUUGCAGUAUUCUAUAUAUAAUUUCCUUAAUUUGUAAAUUUAGUGACUGUUAGCUAAUGAUCAUUUAAUGGGCAAUAAUUCCAACAGUACAAAGUUCACAAUGUUCUGUCCCUAGCCUGUCAUUUUUCAGCUGCAUGUAGAAGGGUAUAAAGACUUAACGUUGUUUUGUGCUGAAGUGGCCAUAUUUUUAAGGAAUCAAACCAUCUCACACAUAACAGUGAAGAUAGCCAUAGACUGGGGAUGAGAUCUUUUUCUAGUUAGACAAAGUACUGCUGUACUGGCAUGUGUGUAGGUGGGGUCCAUCAUAUCGUCUGAGGCCUUGCAAGGCAAGCUGGCUGUGCCAUGUUUGUAGAUCGGGCAGAAGCAGCAAGAAUGGAAACCUAAGCUUAUUUAUGUUAGGUACAGUUGUUAAAGGUAGUAAUGAGGCUCCCUAACUUGCCUGAGGCAUACUAUUCUAGCUACCUUUUGGCUUGUCUGGCAUCUAUAUCAUUGAUGAUUGUUCUUUUGAUCCAGUCUGGAUUUUUUUUUUAAAAAAAAUAAAUAUGAAAAGCA